AUGGAUGAACACGUUAAAGCCCUUUCAUCGAUCGACUCAAAUGUCGAAGAAGAUAAAUUUGACAUCGGCCAUUAUCAAGUUUACAGCUUUAAAGGCACGAAAAUGAAACGUGUACCUCUCGAGCAAUUAGAUUUCUCAAUCUACCACCUAAAUGCAAAUCUCGUAGCCUUUUCUUCGACCGAAGAAAGACUGCCCAUAUGGAUCAAAGCAAUGCAUCUGCGCUACAAACAUGGCUUCCUUAAUGACGGCAAAAUAAUCACCCACUGGGAAGAAGAAAACAACCCGAAUGAUCCCACGAAAUGUGACAAAGUAACAAUCACCCUGAGAUCCCAAGAAAACGAAAAAAAUAUGGUCAGGAUCACUGUUAUGGUCAACAAAGGAAGAAUCCAAAUACAAGGUCGCUUUAUGAAAGAGUGGGGUAGUGAAGAAUUCCCCAUAUUAAUCGAACUGAUCAAUAACCCAUGCAGACCUUAUGAAAAGCAACCCUGCAAAAAAUCUUAACAAAUUUACUACCAAAACACUUUCUCAGAAAACCACCAACCAACAAACCCCAGCGACUUCUCAACAACAUGAUCAUGAUCAUCCUGUUCCUUUGGAUAGCAGCAUAAACCAUUCACCUAAAGAAAGACCCCUGAUUAAUACUGUUAAGACCAAUUUGGCAACCCUUGAGGCAGACUUCAUCGAGUUUAAACAAAAUACGAACAAAACCAUCACAAAACUGAGCACAACCAUAUUCGACAAAGACAUCCAAAUUAAAAAUUUGGAAAAUGAGAUUACCAACCUAAAGACAGGGUACUCAAAAAACCAACAGUUCUCCAGUGACUUAUCUCUAAGACAAUCAGAAAUGGAAGAGGAAUUAAAGAAAAUACAUCAUAAAUAUAAAUCUCUUGAAGAGAAAAACUCAAUGUUAAUAGGUAAACUGGCAGCAUUGAACGAGAGUAUCGAAAGCCGAUUUAAUGAUGAUGUACCAAUAGAAUCAAACUCCCCUGCAUCGGAUACUGAUAUCCCCACUUCAAACAAAUUCCUGUCCCUCUCAGAUGAAUCCAUCGUCGAAGAACCUACACACAAAUCCCCCUCAAAACAGUAA
This is a messenger RNA of Paramuricea clavata, 1087 nucleotides long. Lineage: Eukaryota; Metazoa; Cnidaria; Anthozoa; Malacalcyonacea; Plexauridae. The record is from the annotation of a GenBank genome assembly.